AAGUACGUCGUCACACUGGCGAACGGGACGGCUAACGGAAGUAGUGGAGGCGCUCAGUCCGAUGCCGCUUGCGCUAAUCCUCGGGGUCAGCAAGGUCAAGGUGGGGCUGGGGGAGCGAUAGGGGGUGGCGCGGCGGGCGAAGGUGGCCUAAGGAAUCGCGAUCCCGAUGCGGAUGGCGCAGCGGCGGCAGCUGCCAGCCCCCCGGAUUGGAAUCCGGAGGAGUGCGAUCGGUUCAGUUUUGACGAUUCCGAUCGCUUCGAGGAGGACUCGCUUUGCAGCUGGAGCUCGGAACCCGAGAGUGUGUGCAACAAUUGGCGCGGCUGGAAGCGUCCUGUGACCAGUUCAUUUGUCAACACUUUGAGUCGCAAGCAAAGUGAGAGUGAAUCUGUUGCCACAUUAACCGAGUUAGCAGCGAAAUGUGUAGCGUCGUAUAUUCCUUUCGAAUUAGUUGAACACGUUUUCCCACCCGUUCCUGAACAACUUCAACUUCGAAUAGCAUUCUGGAGUUUCCCAGACAACGAGGAAGAUAUCCGUUUGUACUCAUGUCUAGCAAAUAGCUCUUCCGAUGAAUUCCAUCGCGGAGAUCAGUUAUUCAAAAAUCGGGCAGUUAAAGAUCCACUUCAAAUAGGUUUUCAUCUAUCUGCAACGAUUAUAAGUUUACAACCUCGGGCACAGUAUAAUGUUGCUGUUACCUUCGACCGCAGGAGGAUAUCCUCGUGUAAUUGCACUUGUGCAUCAUCUGCAUAUUGGUGUUCUCAUGUGGUUGCAGUGUGUCUACAUCGAAUCCAUUGCCCCAAUGAAGUAUGCUUGCGAGCUCCUGUUUCCGAAUCGCUCACACGAUUGCAGCGGGAUCAAUUGCAGAAAUUCGCUCAGUAUUUAAUAAGUGAAUUGCCGCAGCAAAUACUACCAACAGCGCAGCGGCUCUUAGAUGAAUUGUUAAGCUCGCAGCCCACUGCUAUCAACACGGUGUGUGGUGCCCCGGAUCCCACUGCUGGAGCUUCGGCGAAUGAUCAGACUAAUUGGUAUUUGGACGAGAAAACCUUGCAUGAUAAUAUCAAGCGAAUAUUGAUAAAAUUUUGCUUACCGGCACCGAUAGUUUUCAGUGAUGUUAACUACUUAACAAAUUCCGCACCUCCGGCAGCUGCAGAAUGGAGCUCUUUACUGAGACCCCUUCGCGGGCGAGAGCCAGAAGGGAUGUGGAAUUUACUGUCAAUAGUUCGGGAAAUGUAUCGUCGUUGCGAUCGCAAUGCAAUACGUUUACUUGAGAUUAUUACUGAAGAAUGCAUGGCUUGCGAUCAAAUAUUAAUUUGGUGGUUUUACACGAAGCUGUCACUGUUAGUGGGAAGUGGAGGCCACAGCGGGGGAAAACACAGUAAUACUCACAGCAAUUCGAACGCAUCGCAGCAUGCAUGCAGUUCACUGUGCGAUGAAAUUGUUGUUCUAUGGCGAUUGGCAGCUUUGAAUCCUGGUCUGGCACCGGACGAACGAGAUAUGUUGCAUGCACAGUUCACAGCAUGGCAUCUGAAAAUACUGGACAAAGUAGCGAAAUCGAGAAUGCUAAAUUCUGUAUCGUACAAUAGCAAAUAUAAUAAUAAUUUGAGGUCAGAUGCAGAGUUGUUUGUAGGAUUUAAGCCAGCCAUCGAAGCAUGCUAUUUGGACUGGGAAGAUUACCCAAUUCCCGGGGUAACACACACGCAGGAUACAAAUCCCAUGUAUCAUUGCCCGUUCACAUGUUUUAAGCACACGGAUUCCUCUAAAUCUGAGGGAAAUAGUGGUCAGCUAAAUGCGACUCAAGCUGUUAUGGCGAAUAACAAACAUUAUAACUACAUAAGCACCGACCACCAUCACCAAUUGAAACGCUACGACCGUCCUUUUAGAGAUCGGUGCUAUGUUUCUAGUAGUCACAAUAGCAGCAACAGUAGUAGCGACAGUGUCAAUGUCAGGCUGCAAUCACAUUCCCUGGCAGCCGUGAUUAAUCGUGCCGCCGAUAAUCACGACGACGGUAAUCGAUCAAGUGCUAGCAGCGAAGGAUUUUGUGAGAACGAUGAUUUUGGCGGCGAUAGUAGUGGAAAUAAUAUUGGCGCUGAAGGAGGCCGCUCAAUACCACCGCAACUGCCUUCGCAGCACCAACUCAAACAUCAACACCAUCAAACUCACGUUGGUAUUACCUUAAAGUCACCUUCGAGUGAAUCCUCUGAUUCACAGAGUAGCGGUGGCGGUGAACAACUGACGAGUGCAAGCGCAGAUGUUGACGCUUGCAUUGAGAGCUUCUCGAACAGCAGCGGCAGCGAAAGUAUAAGCGACUCGAAUGGAAGCUGCAAUUGUAAAUUAAACGACGAAGAAAAUGUAUCGAAUAAUAGUACUAGCGUAAUAGGAACAACUAGGUGUAAUAACUGUAAUUCGUUAGCAAAUAACAAGCAAUCGGUGGGAAUACAGAGUUUUUCAAUGCGAUCGACACAAGCCAAUCAAGAGGUACAUAAUUUGCUCGAAAAUGCUGGAGUACGUGGUGUAUCCUCCCAUGAUGAUAGUGCAUUGUUGUUGUCAAGUAAUAGCAUAGGCCAAAUGGAAGGUCAAAAAAGUGCCAAGGAAUCAGAUCGUACGAUUUUCACAAAUUUCUCAUCGACAUCAUCGUCUUGUGUAGUCUCGGCUGGUAAUAGUAAAAUAAAUUAUAAUGUAAUAGAUCAUCAAAGCUCUGUAAGUUCAGGAGCGCCACCAACUUUUUCUACUUCACCUUCGUCAUCAUCGUCGUCUACUCAGGACCGCGACCAGUCCGGGUUACCGGGAUCAACGCUGACGAUACCGGAAUCCAGAUUGAAGUCAUCUUUUGUUGCAAGUGAUACGAAAAAUGCUUUAGUUGAAGAAUGUGUUGCAACGAGAAAUGUACAAAGCAAUUCCUCCACAACUGAAAAUGUCAAACGCAGAUCAUCGAAAGACGAAUCGUUCUCGAGUUCCGGUGAUGAGUACAAUGUAUAUAAUAUCAAUGCGAAACCCAUUCAGCCGGCAGAAGCUAUUGCGGGUUGCUCUAGUUCCAAUCUAUCGCCAUUGUUCUCUACAACCAAUAACAAUUUAAAUAUACAGAAUAACAGUACCAAUAACACUGCCAGCAACAUCGUAGAUGUUUUCAAAAAUCCGGCAGUCGCUUCAUCAGCGGCCAUCGCUGGUCACAGUGACACAAUAGCAACUAAAUCUCAGGUUAAUAAUAAACAAAUCUUCUCGAAUAUCCGGCCAACGGAAGAUGUUUGGGACAUUCUCUUAGCUCGAGCAGAGGGGCUGCAUGCUCAUGGACAUGGACGAGAGGCCUGCAUUUUGGCAGUUCGUUUGGCUGAGGAGAUGCUAGCAAAUCCACCUAAUCUAAUGAUUGAGUUACCUCCGCCGCCCAAACAAAAAGGCAAGAAAAAGAACAUAAACUCGAUCUCGCAUCAAUUAAGUGUUCUGGCCUCGGCCACAUUAGCGAAAUGUGCUUUUCUAUGUACAGUCCUUGCGGAGAAUUCGGAGCAUUACCAUUUAGGGUUUAGAAUUUGUUUGUUUGCUUUAGAGAUGCCCCGGCCACCGGCAAGUACGAAACCAUUGGAAGUUAAACUAGCGAACCAAGAAGCCGAUUUAUUGGCUUUGUUGAAAAGGAUACCCUUGAACCAACCAGAAUUGAAAGUUAUCAGGGAGAAAGCCGAACUUUUAAGAGAUGGUCUUCUGAAGUCCAGGGGCGACGCAUUGCUUCCUAUAAUGCUCGCCAGUUUUAUUUUUGAUGCUCUUGUAAUGCCCUCUGUGUCGGGUAAGGAAACCAGAAACAAAGUUUUGAGUACGUGCUACCGCAUUCCGACUGAUGAAAAUCUUGGUUUUGAGGCUGCUGUGGCUGCUUUAGGACUCAAAGCCAACGUAUCGGAAGCUGAACAUCCGCUACUAUGUGAAGGAACUCGUCGACAACGUGGCGAUUUGGCCUUAACUCUGCUGUAUUACUACAAAGACGAGCCUAGAAAGAUCGCAAAGAUAAUGGAGAAGCUUUUAGACCGAGAUAUACAUGUCUUGUUGAAAAGUCCUUUGUUGCCUGCAUAUUAUUCGAACAGUCCACCAGUGAGAACAGCGGGUUCGCAAGCCAGACACGAAGAAAAAGAGCAGCUCAUACACGUCCAUCAUCAUCACCACCAUUCGAACGUUGACAUCUAUCAACCCGAUUUCGGUGCGAAUAGCAGACCGCACAGUAGUACAAGUGCUGAACUCGAAGUUGGAAUGGGAAAUCUCAAUAUGUCGGCACAAAACAAUUUACCAGGCUCGUCAAAUCAGUCGAUGGGAACCUCGUCGACCAUGACCGGUACCACGACAAGAUCCAAAGACACUCGUUAUAAGGGAAAAAGAGCGUACCCCAUUAUCCCUAAUCAACCCUCAGAAGCAAGUGCUCACUUCAUGUUCGAACUGGCGAAAAAUCUAUUAACAAAAGCCGGUGGAACCAGUUCAACAUCGCUUUUCACUCAGGCAACUACCAAUCAAAACCACCAUGGUCCACAUCGAGGGCUUCAUAUGUGCGCGUUUCAACUUGGCCUAUAUGCUCUUGGUUUACACAAUUGCGUUAGCCCAAAUUGGUUGUCGCGAACGUAUUCCUCUCAUGUGUCGUGGAUUAUAGGACAAGCAAUGGAAAUUGGUGCACCUGCCAUAUCAUUUUUGAUUGAUACAUGGGAAGGACAUCUUACGCCACCAGAGGCAGCGGGCAUGGCAGAUCGCGCAUCACGAGGAUGGGAUAAUAACAUGGUGUACCCAGCAGCAGAACUGGCCCUUUCUGUUCUGCCGCACGCAGCUGCGUUGAAUCCAAACGAAAUUCAAAGAGCGAUUCUACAAUGUAAAGAGCAAAGCGAUCAAAUGCUGGAACGGGCUUGCAUAACUGUAGAGAAUGCUGCGAAAGGUGGCGGGGUGUACCCGGAAGUUCUGUUCCAGGUCGCUAAGUAUUGGUAUGAAUUAUACAUGCGAAAUACGCCGAACAGCGAGCAUGAACAUGAUGUAAAUGACAUGCAUAUGGAUCACAGCGUAAGUUUAAACGCUUUGAUUGAACCACAAGAUCAAGCGGGCGUUCAACCACCACAGGCGAGUCAACAAGUUGUGGUUACGGCAGCACCCCAGUAUCAACCAGGCGUCGCAACUAUCGCCCCAAUUGGACUAGCUCCCUACCCACCUUAUAGCUUUUGCCAGGGAGUUUAUCACCAUCACAAUUUAUCUUAUCCGCCCAAUCAAAUGCAAAUGUAUAUUUCGACGCCACAGCCGUAUCAAUAUCCACCUCCACAAGCUCAACCACCACCGACAGCUGCUCCUCCUCCUUAUGUGCAGCCUGGGUCGUUUCAGUCGAUGCCACAUCCACAAGUUCCGCCACAAGCAUAUCAACCUUUACCGUGUGCAUCGAAUGCUCCACCGCCACAACAGUAUGCCGGUGUUCAAAUGCCUGUACAAGUGAAUGCGCCACCACCGCAGUCGAAUAUGCCGUAUUAUCCGCAACCGAUGUCAAUGCAGCAACCCCCGCCAACGUCACAGCAGCAACAGCCUACUGCGCCGAAUAUGCGAAGUCAGCCAAGUCAUCAUGCGGUUAUUUAUCCGUUUGUGCAACAACAAACAGUUCGACAGAGGCAUCCACAUCAAUACAGCUCCAUACAGUUACGUUAUUUGCUUGCUGCAUAUAACGUGGGCAUGCUCGCUAUGGAAACAUUGGCACGCCGGGUGCAUGAUGACCGGCCGCAAGCCAAGUAUGCUCGAAAUCCACCCUACGGUGAGGAUGUUAAAUGGCUUCUACGAAUAUCCAAAAAACUCGGGACACAGUAUUUACAUCAAUUUUGUGUAUGUGCUGUCAACUCCAUCGUGAGCCCGUUUGUUUUGCAUGAUGUAGCAAUUGAGUCGGCACAUUAUUUAGGUCGGAGCAAUCCACAACUUGUUAUGCAGCACCUCCGGUCGGCAUUGGCGCCACUUGUUCAGAAAUGCCAACAAAUGUACAUUCAAUGCAUCCAUCAGAAAUUAUAUCAUUUGACGCAGUCAGACUAUGAGGAAUUUGCAAGUAUAAUUUUGGCGGCUCGAGCUGCAUUCCAGAUAACACCAGAAGGGAAUGCGCAGUUUAAAGAUUGGAUUCAAUCGAUUAAAAGAUCAAAAUCAUGCAAAAAAGAUCUUUGGGCUCAAAUAAAUGCCGCCCUGCAAAACAAUUCUAAAUGACAACGACUUGAUUCGGUCAAUUCCGAAACAAAUACAGCAGCACUCAAUCCUUCGUUACAAGCAAAUAAUCAAUCA
Messenger RNA from Hermetia illucens (black soldier fly), 6252 nucleotides. RefSeq names its product zinc finger SWIM domain-containing protein 8-like. The record is from RefSeq and is a predicted model, not a curated record. The transcript is spliced from 8 exons. Gene Ontology annotation, cellular component: Cul2-RING ubiquitin ligase complex. Gene Ontology annotation, molecular function: zinc ion binding. NCBI's taxonomy places the organism in Eukaryota, Metazoa, Arthropoda, Insecta, Diptera, Stratiomyidae. The annotation marks the transcript as partial.